CUUCUUCACCUGACGCUGUGUAGGUGGCUCUGACUGCUCAAUAUUAGGUGUGUGUAUAGCUACACUUUACCUGUGGGAGUAUCUCUCUCACCAUUAUUCACCUUUGGACUGUGAGCAGAGUUUAUUUGUGUCUGGAAGACUUGGACUUUAUCCUGAUUAUUUCCUGGUCAUGCUCACAUGCCGGAUCGCAUGCAUCUUAGCGAGCAAUAACAACACGGCUAGAUGUUUCUGAACUCACUCUACAUCUCUGAUUCACACAAGAGAUAAAGCUUGAGUGUGGAUUUUCUCAAUUUUUUAGAUUGUGAUUGAAAACUCUUUACCUGUGAAGGCUGUGAUUGUUACUGUGAGCUUAAGCGGCUACUGCACAUUCAGGCAAGAUGAUGGAAGAGGUGUCCAUGACGAUGGCAUGCGAUGCCAACACUAUGGAGCAGAUGAGCGAAGAGGAGAUCCUGGCCUGCCUGGUGGAGGAAACGGGACCACAAUUCAAUGUUCCCACGGAGAAAGCUAAACUGAAAGAGAGCCGGCUUCAACUAAUGGAUGAUGAAGAGCCUUUGGACAAAUACCUGAAGGAGAACUAUCGGCUGCAGCAAGCCAGCCUCCGUCUGGAGCAGGAGAACGACAGCCUCGCACACAGACUGAUCACCAGCAAGAUCGCAAUGAAGAACGCUCUGGACCAGGCCGAGGACCGAGUGGACGAACUCACCAAAGACCUUCUUCAGACCACACACCUACUGCGGGCAACAGAAGAGGAGAAGAGAGGGAAAGAGGAGGAAGCUGCAGUGGCAAAGGAAGUGUUUCGGAGAGAGCUGCAGAAAGCUGAGCAGGAAGUCAGAAGGUCGUCUGGUGUCAUUGCAGACUACAAACAGAUCUGCUCUCAGCUGACAAACCGUCUGGAGAGGCAGCAGGCCGCCCACAGAGAAGAGUUAGACUCACUCAAGAGUGCAGUGAAGGCUUGCUCACGCUGUCAACACAUCGUAGAAUCAGAUGCAGCAGAUCAGAAGUCUCCAACAGAAGCAGCCAUGGAAGGCCACGGGAAUACUGACCCAGGCCGCCAAGAGGAUGAAAAAAGUCUCAAAAAGGCAGAGCAACGGAGGAUAGAAAAGGAGAAGGAGUCCCUCAGGACCGAGGUCAUGGAACUGGAGCAGGAAUUGGCCAACACCAAACUCCAGAUGGUGGAGUCCAAGUGCAAGUUCCAGGAGCUGGAGCACCAGAAGGGAAUCCUGGCCAACGAUCUCCAGGAAGCCAAGAACAGCUGGAUCAGCAAGGCCUUCACCUCCCUUAAGACCUCCAGCACAGGCAGGCUGCGCAGUAUCAGCUUACCCAGAGAAGGAGCUCCUUCAGUGGUGUGGAACCUCCGCAGAGGCUCCCUGUCUCAGUGGAGUGCCAGGAAGCUGACGUGGCCUCACAGAGAUAAUCGAGAAAACCUCUAAAAGCUUGGACUGUGAAUGUGCAGACUGCUAAAAGUGGAAACAAUUGAAGGAUCAGAUCUCGGAGUAUUUAUUCACAGUGUUAUGUGCAAAAUGUGGCCAAUACUGUUGCUGCUGUACCAGAGGGCAGUCUAGAGCAUCAUAGGAGUAUCUGAAGGCACAUGAAGCUGCUGUCAAAGAAAUUCUCUAUAUGUGUUGAACUCUUUCUAACUACUGAACACACUAGUGAAGUUUUCCUUGUUUGUAAACCAAAUCUGCCAUGUGUUUUAUUUUGUACAUAAUUAUUUCAUUUGUAAAAACAACAUUAAAGCAAGUUUGACUUAA
Eleginops maclovinus (Patagonian blennie) is the source of this 1751-nucleotide messenger RNA. RefSeq names its product RAB GTPase activating protein 1-like 2 (gene rabgap1l2). The record is from RefSeq and is a predicted model, not a curated record. Lineage: Eukaryota; Metazoa; Chordata; Actinopteri; Perciformes; Eleginopidae. The transcript has 8 exons. The coding region runs from base 378 to 1430 and encodes 350 amino acids.